AUGAUAAUACCGUAGAAAAAGUCAGAGCUGUGAUGGUAGAGAUGCUGCUUGAAAAGACAGCUACAAGCUCCAAGAAGAAGAGCGAGAGGAAAUGUGCCAGCAAAGAGUACAGACAGUUGUCCAGCAUCAUGGGAAGCAUGAACAACCUAAGGAAGCAGGGUAUCCUCUGUGAUGUGACCCUGGUGGUUCAGGGAAAAUACUUUCCUGCCCACAGAGUAGUGCUGGCUGCUGCAAGUCACUUCUUCAACCUCAUGUUUACCACUAGAAUGAUGGAGUCCAUGUCCCAUGAGGUGGAGCUUCGAAGUGCAGAGCCUGAGAUUAUUGAGAUCUUAAUUGAGUUUAUCUACACGGCUCAAAUAUCAGUGAAUGGCAGCAAUGUCCAGUCUUUGCUGGAUGCAGCUAACCAGUACCAGAUUGAACCUGUGAAGAAGAUGUGUGUUGAAUUCCUCAAAGGACAGAUUGAUGCAACUAACUGCCUGGGUAUUUCAGCCCUUGCUGACUGCAUGGACUGCCCUGAGCUGAAAGCUGCAGCAGAGGACUUCUUUCAGCUCCAUUUCACUGAAGUCUACAAACUAGAUGAGUUCCUGCUACUAGAUGUUGAGCAACUCACCCGUCUGUUGCACCAGGACAAACUCACUGUCCGUGCUGAGGCCCAGAUAUAUGACGCAGCAGUACGUUGGCUGAAGUAUGAUGUCUGCAACAGACAGCAGUACAUGGUGGAGGUGCUAGGGUGCGUUCGCUUCCCGUUGGUCUCUAAAACCUUCUUAUCCAAAACGGUGCAGGCUGAGCCGCUCAUUCAGGACAAUCCCCAAUGCCUCAAGAUGGUCAUCAGUGGGAUGCGAUACCAUUUGCUGUCCCUGGAGGAUCGGGAGGACCUGGGAGAAAGCAGCCGACCGAGACGAAAGAAGCACGACUACCGCAUUGCUUUGUUUGGAGGAUCUCAGCCACAGUCCUGCCGCUAUUUUAACCCCAAGGAGUCCACCUGGACAGAUAUCCGCUGUCCCUUUGAGAAACGUCGCGAUGCCACCGCUGUGUUCUGGGACAACGUGGUCUACAUCUUGGGCGGCUCGCAGCUCUUCCCGAUCAAGCGCAUGGAUUGCUACAAUGUUUUGAAAGACAGCUGGUAUUCCAAGCUGGGUCCACCCACUCCACGAGACAGUCUGGCUGCCUGCGCCGCCCAGGGAAAGAUCUACACAUCUGGGGGAUCUGAAGUUGGAAGCUCGGCCUUGGACCUUUUUGAAUGCUACGACACCAGGACGGAGUCGUGGCAGGUGAAAACCAGCAUGCUGUUGGCCCGCUGCAGCCACGGCUCAGUGGAGGCCAAUGGGCUCAUCUAUGUAUGUGGAGGAACAGUUGGCAACAAUGUAACGGGCAGGAUCCUUGCCAACUGUGAGGUCUAUGAUCCAAGCACACAGAAGUGGAGGGAGCUGAGUGGUAUGAGAGAAGCCAGGAAGAACCACGGUCUGGUUGUGGUCAAUAACAGGAUCUACGCUAUUGGGGGGCAAGGCACAUUUGGUGGACUGGAAUCAGUGGAGUACUACGAUAUUGCCAGUAACGAAUGGCAAACCGCUGCUCCGAUGCCGUGGCGAGGUGUAACGGUAAAGUGCGCCGCAGUUGGUGACAUCAUUUACGUGCUGGCAGGGUUCCAGGGCGUGGGGCGGCUUGGACACGUCCUAGAAUAUCACACUGACACUGACAGGUGGGUGACUUGCAGCAAGGUGCGAGCGUUUCCCGUCACCAGCUGCCUGAUCUGCGUAGUGGACACAUGUGGCGUCAACGAAGACGAAGACAUGGACCUGAUAGACUCUCAGUCUCACGCCCCGCCCGCUGCUCCUUCGUCCGACUCUGCAUCUUCGUCCUCGUAGGAUUGCAUUAGGCCUUGAAAAUUGAAACAGGAGCAGAUCAGCUUGAAGCAGCAGUGGUUUUUGGGAAGACACUUUACACCUGUAGUUUCUAGUGUGUUUAAUGAUUAUUAAAUAGUGGAAUUUUGCAGCAAAUGUUUAAGUGGGGGGUGGAAGGGGCUCGACAAUCUUGUUGAUAUGUUAAUAUUAUUCACUUCUAGCCAUUUUCAGUUGCCAAACAUUGAUUUUAGCUUGCAGUUUAAGUUUAAUUUGGACUUUUCUGUUGGAAGGAACAAAAAGGGUGUUAAUGGUCUGGUUUGGUUGAUCAAGACAAAAAAAGUUUGACAGACUCAGUCUGAUGUCAGAAUUUAUUUUAAAUGUUUUUAUUAUUAUCGUUGUCUAAAAUAAUGCUGUUACAGAGUCUCAAGAUACUGUAUUUAUUUGUAGUUGAAUCUUAAUGGAAGUGUGUAAAUUGAGAUGAAGAGUGCUUCUGUAAUAAUGCACUCUUACUUUAAACAGACUGUACCAAGUGAUUACAAUGACCAAACUCAUUCCAUUCUCAGCUGCAUCUAAGUAAAAACAAAAUAACAUUUUUUUAAUUGGUCUUAAUUUGAUUAACAUUUUUUUUAACAAUUACCAACUUGUGGUCAAGUUGAUCAGUGAUACGGCUUCUGCGAUACAUUAGUAAAAAAGAAAUUCCUUCAAAAAAUGCUUAUUUACAUGAUAUAACAAAAUGUUUCUUCAUUCACUGAAUUGAUAUAAGCGAAUAAAAACUGUUGGUUUGGAAAAAA
This is a messenger RNA of Cynoglossus semilaevis (tongue sole), 2632 nucleotides long. RefSeq names its product kelch-like family member 7 (gene klhl7). Gene Ontology annotation, molecular function: protein binding. The transcript is spliced from 13 exons. The record is from RefSeq and is a predicted model, not a curated record. Lineage: Eukaryota; Metazoa; Chordata; Actinopteri; Pleuronectiformes; Cynoglossidae. Bases 33 to 1865 code for a protein of 610 amino acids.